This is a messenger RNA of Cylicocyclus nassatus, 523 nucleotides long. The record is from the annotation of a GenBank genome assembly. NCBI's taxonomy places the organism in Eukaryota, Metazoa, Nematoda, Chromadorea, Rhabditida, Strongylidae.
AUGAGAAUCACAACUCACUUGAUUUUUAUCUUAAUCUCGGUAAUCUUCACAGAACAGCAUCACUUCUUCGCUCCCAUUGUUGGAGAGGGAUUGGGCUUUCCUAGCAUGGUUUACGAUGGACACCACUUUUUUGGUCAUGAGCGACUGUUUCAUCCAGGUUUUCCACUAGUGGUAAAUCCCGCUUCGGCUGAUCUCAGAACAAUCGCGCAACUUCCUGUCGUAACCCCCUCAGGGGCUAAGCUUGUUGCACCAGCAUUUGGUGCUUAUCUUCCCGCUGAGCUAGCAAAAAGUGGUGGUGUAAAGCCAAAGCAGAUUGUGGGUCCUCCCAGUGCAGGUGGUCGACCAACUGCAAAUACUGUCACGACAGACCUUGCAGUCGAGAAAUCUAUAAUGCCAAUGUCAGAUACAGCUGCAAAGGCUGUGGGUUCUACUGUUCCACUAUAGUGCAAUUCUAAACAUGAUUGUAUAUGACUGUAAUCGAGAUGUAACUUGCGAGUUAGACUGCCUUUGUGCAAGUCUUUUC